Messenger RNA from Pelobates fuscus (common spadefoot toad), 1694 nucleotides. Its product is annotated as zinc finger protein 239-like. Lineage: Eukaryota; Metazoa; Chordata; Amphibia; Anura; Pelobatidae. Bases 7 to 1062 code for a protein of 351 amino acids. The transcript has a single exon. Gene Ontology annotation, biological process: regulation of transcription by RNA polymerase II. Gene Ontology annotation, molecular function: RNA polymerase II cis-regulatory region sequence-specific DNA binding; DNA-binding transcription factor activity, RNA polymerase II-specific. The record is from RefSeq and is a predicted model, not a curated record.
CUGACAAUGGAAGAAGAUGUUCCGAACUACCACAAAGAAGAGGAAAACAAGUCGGGAGCCCACAGGAAACAGAAAAGACCCAAGAGAAUAUCACCAGUUUUGUCUGAUUCAGCUGCAAGUGAAGAUCUCACUGCACCUCCCGUGUACAAUCUCAGAGAUCGUAUUGCAACACAUUACACUUAUGAAGACGAAUAUCAUGACACGGAGGACUUGGAUGAUCCCAAAGCUCAAAAUAAUCUUCUAGUUAAGAAAAGCAGUAAACGCACAAAGACCUCUGAAUAUACAGUUCGGCCUAAAUCUAAAACAAGUCGGAAACAUUAUUCUUGUAAUGAUUGUGGGAAAACCUUUAUUGAUAGCUUUCGGCUGACCAUCCACCAGAGAAGUCAUACAGGGGAGAGACCUUAUGUAUGUUCUGAUUGUGGAAAGAGUUUCUCUCAGAGCUCAAAUCUCAUAACUCACAGGAGAACCCACUCUGGUCUGCGUCCUUACAUCUGUGAUGUUUGCGGGAAAGGUUUUAUUCAAAAGACCCACUUAGUCUUGCACCAGAGAAGUCACACUGGAGAGAAACCAUACGGCUGUACCGUGUGUGGCAAAUCUUUUGCCCAUAGCUCACGGCUGGUGAUCCACAAGAGGAUCCAUACUGGAGAGAAACCAUAUGUCUGUGGAGAAUGCGGAAAAGGCUUUAAAAGCAAAACACAACUGGUAAGCCACCAGGUUCUUCAUACGGAGGACAUGUGGUACAUUUGUACAGACUGUGGAAAGAGCUUCAGCAACCAUCUGACCUUUGCCAGACACCAGAAAAAUCACACCAUUAAACGACCACACUCCUGUAGUGAGUGUGGUAAAAGCUUCACUCACAUCUCACUCCUUGUCAUGCAUCAGAGAACGCAUACCGGAGAACGGCCAUAUGUCUGCACAGAAUGUGGUAGCACUUACACCCGUAAUUCACAUCUUGUGGCACAUCAGAGAACCCAUGCAACAGUGUUGCAUGUUUGCAUGGCUUGUGGAAAGGGUUUCACAGACACAUCAAGCUUGGUGGCACAUCAAAGAACCCAUACGUGAGUCUUUUACCCUCGAAGAUGUUCAUCUGCAGAAACUGUAAUGGAAGCAAAAAGUUAUGCUGAAACCAAGACUAAUUAAAGUUGGGUCCUGUAAGCUUAACACAUUAUUUCAUUCUUUAUGAGAAUAUCUUUUAGAGAGAAAACAAUAAGAAUGUUUCUUGUGGAUCUAGUAGAAAACAGAUCACAUUCUACAGCUAUUUGCAAUUUUCUACCACUGAAAUGAAGGCUUUACAAUUAAUAUAUAGCAUACAGACUUGGAAUGCAUUUAAUUAAUAUUUUGGGGUUUUAACUGGAUAGCCUAGGUGACUUAUCAAAUCUUUAACAAGGGACAGUCAGCAAUUUGACAUCCAUGUGCACACAGUUGGUAGAUUUUGUUUCUGAUAGCCUCUUCAUUCCGUGAGAUGGUGAUGGUGUGCUUACACCAUAUCUGAUUAAAAGACCACUUCUCACCGUGAUUGCCAUCUCCUAACUUUCUUCAGAAAAUAUAUUUUUGGUGUUACAUCGAAAACUGAAUGUUUAGCAAUUCUCCCGAACAACUACUCCUUUUUUAAAGUGGCAAGCUUUGAGUUGUCUGUUUGGGUGAAUUUCAUCCCUACUAAAUUGUAUUUUAAUAAUAAUAAUAAAAAAAAGUUA